UUUCGCGGCAUUGUGUCUGCAACCUGCACGCGCGGCCCGCUGGUUCAAAGACGAGGAUCGGCCUGGCGUGCACGACCACGGGAGGACAAAGGAAAUACGAUUUACUCGGAGGAGUUGCAUGGAAUAACGACGCAACGAUGAUCAAUAUGAAGUUUUUUCGCGUGGUUCUGGCACUCCUGGGAGGCACGCACGUCCUCUUCGCCCAGCCAUCGGCAUCGCCCACGGAGAAGAACAUCGGUGGAUCGAGUCUGGCGAGCGUGGUCGCCGGAAGUAAGCCGACGAAACCUUUGAACAAACCAGAAUUCGACGACAUCUCGCCGCGAAAUGUCACCGUCAUUGUUGGCCACACAGCGGAAUUGAAUUGCUUCAUAAAGCAUCGCGGGGACAGAGUGAUAUCCUGGAUACGUAAAAGGGAUUUACACAUACUCACGUCGUCCAUCUUCGCGUACACGGGGGACGGAAGAUUCUCGGUGAAGCACCCCGAGGCAUCCGACGAAUGGUCGUUGCUGAUCAAUUACGUUCAACAACGCGACGCCGGGGUGUACGAAUGCCAGGUUAACACCGAGCCCAAAAUGAAUUUAGCCUUCGUGUUGACAGUCGAAGAAAGUGCCCCUGUCCCCGCCACCGCCACACCGAACGCCAUUCACCGGACGUUCAACUCAGCCGCUGAGGCGAAAAUCCUCGGUCCGGAAGACGUCUACGUGAAGAAGGGUAGCACGAUAAGCCUCACGUGCACCGUUAAUGUGCCAAGUACACCGCCCAGCAUCGUUUUCUGGCAUCACGGAGGAGCUCUGGUGGAUUUCGACAGUCCCAGGGGCGGGAUUUCCUUGGAGACCGAGAAGACGGAAAGCGGCACGACGAGCAAGCUUCUGGUGACACAAGCCAGAUUGACCGACAGCGGAAAUUACACCUGCAUUUCCAGCAACGCGAAUCCAGCCAGCGUAAUGGUCCACGUGCUGAAUGGGGAACAUCCGGCGGCUAUGCAACACGGCGGAAGUCGCGGCGUCACGCCCACCAUUUUACUGGCGACCUUUACCCUGGCGAUCUCGAAUCUGCUAAGGUGAGCGGUAUCGUUGUGAAUCGCGCGGCUCGGAGGCCACUGGCUGGUCGAGUUGGUUUCGUGAAUC
This is a messenger RNA of Eufriesea mexicana, 1127 nucleotides long. RefSeq names its product basement membrane-specific heparan sulfate proteoglycan core protein. The transcript is spliced from 8 exons. The record is from RefSeq and is a predicted model, not a curated record. Gene Ontology annotation, cellular component: neuron projection membrane. Bases 138 to 1064 code for a protein of 308 amino acids. Gene Ontology annotation, biological process: synapse organization. NCBI's taxonomy places the organism in Eukaryota, Metazoa, Arthropoda, Insecta, Hymenoptera, Apidae.